GGGAGUAUUGAUCAGGACGGGAGUGGAGCUAAGCUGGACGUAUUGCGAAGCGGAGGAUUACUGCCGCGAUUAACAGGAAACUUCCGACUAGACGACGACGACGGCUUAAAAAUCAGAGAUACGUCUCAAGGGGUUUAAAUUUACGAGCACGUCUAUCUGCUGCUUAAUAAUCUCUAUAUCACCAGCAGUCAACUGCGGUCCAGUUCCCGUGACUCGAGGGCUUCCACACAGGACACCUGGACGAUCCUCUUUGUUCUUUGAUUUAAUUUCCCUGGAGGGAAGUCGAUCGAUCCCUUCUUGGCGGGAAAACUGAGCACGACGACGUCCUUGUCGUCGUCUUCCACAAUUCAAUUGAAGUUGACAUUGACCGUGAGAUAGAGAUGGGAGUUUCCCAAAAUUCGAAGGGUUUGAUACUGGCUGUUGCAUCUAGUGUAUUCAUAGGGGCAAGCUUUAUCUUGAAGAAGAAGGGUCUUAAGCGUGCCGGUGUCCACGGUACUCGCGCAGGAGGUGGUGGCUAUACUUACUUACUAGAGCCACUAUGGUGGGCUGGCAUGGUGACAAUGAUUAUUGGGGAGGUUGCGAAUUUUGUGGCUUAUAUCUAUGCUCCAGCAGUUCUGGUUACCCCCCUCGGAGCUCUGAGCAUCAUUGUCAGUGCUGUUUUGGCUCACUUCUUAUUAAAGGAAAAGCUUCAGAAGAUGGGGAUAUUGGGAUGUAUAUCCUGUAUUGUAGGAUCAGUGGUUAUUGUUAUUCAUGCACCUCAAGAACAAACUCCAAAUUCAGUGCAAGAAAUAUGGGAUCUGGCCACUCAACCAGCAUUUCUAGUUUAUGUUGUGGCAACAAUUUCAGUAGUUUUAGCUUUGAUUUUGCACUUCGAACCUCAUUAUGGACAGACUAAUAUGCUGGUUUACUUGGGAAUUUGUUCUCUGAUGGGCUCACUUACGGUUGUGAGCAUAAAGGCCAUUGGAAUUGCAAUAAAGCUUACGCUUGAGGGAGUUAAUCAAAUAACUUUUCCGCAGACUUGGUUUUUUCUCACUGUGGCAACAAUAUGUGUCAUUACCCAGUUGAAUUACCUGAACAAGGCGCUAGAUACAUUCAACGCGGCAGUUGUUUCUCCUGUAUAUUAUGUCAUGUUCACAACUCUGACUAUUAUUGCUAGUGCAAUAAUGUUUAAGGAUUGGUCAGGUCAGAAUGCCAACAGCGUAGCAUCUGAGGUAUGUGGUUUCAUCACCGUUCUUUCGGGAACAAUAAUUUUGCAUGCGACAAGAGAUCAGGAGCAAUCUAACAUGCAAGGGACCUUGACGUGGUACAUUGGUGAGGAUUCGAUGAAGGGCCUGGAGGAUGAACACCUGAUCCUUAUACAUGGUUCAGAAUAUGUUGAACAUUGAUUUGUCCUGAGGGUGGUGAUGUUUUGGCAGCAAUCAUGCAACAGCUUGAUGCCAACCAAUUUUGCUGUUUGGAGUGCUUGGCUUGUCACCGAUUGUGGGAUGUAGAUCUGUGCAUUUUGGAAUCCUGUAGUUUUCUGGCCGUUUCUCAGCUUGCUGCUGCACAGGCAUGCAGGUUAUGCAAGGGAACCCCUCCUGGGAUGGGUGAUGAACCACCCUAGAUUCAAGCGCAGGAUCCAAUUGAAACUGCAACGGUGAUCAUUAUCACAUUGCGACACUUUCAGAUGUUAGGGGGUGAUUUCACUGUGUUAAAAUCCUUGUGACUUGCUUACCCAUCGGCUAGUAACACUAGGCAUUGUUUUAUGUACAAAAUUUACAUUUGUCAUUCAACUAUCAGAUUCUAUUGAUUCUUCUUCAGUUAUGAGAAGCAUUUAUUUUUGUUUGUUUAAAAAUUUUGAAACAUAUACUAGACUCUCUGGAAAAUCUUUAGUGUUUUUCA
Molecule: messenger RNA, 1881 nt
Organism: Neltuma alba
Lineage: Eukaryota; Viridiplantae; Streptophyta; Magnoliopsida; Fabales; Fabaceae
Product: probable magnesium transporter NIPA6
Exons: 9
Coding region: 381-1385 (334 amino acids)
Biological process (GO): magnesium ion transport
Cellular component (GO): membrane
Molecular function (GO): magnesium ion transmembrane transporter activity
Source: RefSeq, a predicted model, not a curated record